UGGAUCUUGCGACGGGUGAGUAACGCUCUCACACACACACACACACACUAGUUUUGAUUUCAAUCGGAAAAAAUGGCGCAGAAGCUUAACUUGGCAGCUAAUCUCGCCGUCCCUCCGGUCACCCACCGCUCUAGUUUCCCCUCCACCUUCACCUUCGGCGUUGCCACUUCCGCUUACCAGAUUGAAGGAGGUUGGAAUGAAGGUAAGAAAGGACCAAGUAUAUGGGAUAAGUUCACUCAUCUUGAAGGGAAGAUUCUUGAUGGGUGUAAUGGUGAUGUGGCUGUUGAUCAUUACCAUAGAUACAAGGAAGACAUUGAACUUAUUGGACAGUUAGGAUUCAGUGCUUACAGAUUUUCUAUAUCUUGGUCUCGCAUUUUUCCUGAUGGCUUGGGAACUGAAGUCAAUGAAGAAGGCAUUGCUUUCUACAACAAUCUUAUCAAUGGACUUCUUGAAAAAGGUAUUCAGCCGUUUGUAACUCUAUACCAUUGGGAUCUUCCAUCACAUCUCCAGGACGCAAUCGGAGGUUGGACAAAUAGGAAAAUUGUCGAUUAUUUUGGCCUAUAUGCAGAUGCUUGUUUUGCUAAUUUUGGUGAUAGAGUGAAGCACUGGAUUACAAUAAAUGAACCUCUUCAGACCUCAGUGAAUGGACACUGUAUUGGUAUAUUUGCACCAGGAAGAAAUGAGAAGCCGUUGAUCGAACCAUAUUUGGCUUCGCAUCAUCAGGUUUUGGCUCAUGCAACUGCUGUUUCCAUAUAUAGAAGCAAGUACAAGGAAAGUCAGGGUGGACAAAUUGGUUUGUCAGUUGAUUGUGAGUGGGCUGAGCCAAACUCAGAGAAACUAGAGGACAAGGUUGCUGCAGAUAGGCGAAUCGACUUUCAACUUGGAUGGUUCUUGGAUCCUUUGUUUUUUGGAGACUAUCCUGCAAGUAUGCGCCAGAAACUUGGAGAGAAUCUCCCUACAUUUACUCCAGAAGAAAAGGAGUUAAUGCUUCAGAACUCAUGGGACUUUCUUGGCGUAAACCACUACACCUCGAGAUUGAUUUCUCAUGUCUCAAACGUAGAAGCUGAAAGUGACUAUUACAGUGCACAAGAAAUGGAGAGGGCUGUUGAAUACGAAAAUGGAGAGCCAAUAGGUGAAAGGGCUGCUUCGGAUUGGCUUUAUGUUGUGCCUUGGGGAAUCCGAAAGACUUUGAAUUACAUCAGCAGAAAAUACAACCACCCUCCUAUAUAUAUUACUGAGAAUGGUAUGGAUGAUGAAGAUGACGGAUCUGCCUCUAUUCAUGAUAUGCUCGACGAUAAGCGUAGAGUUGCCUAUUUCAAGAGUUACCUUGCCAAUGUCUCUCAGGCUAUCAUAGAUGGAGUGGACAUAAAGGGAUACUUUGCGUGGUCGUUGCUGGACAACUUCGAGUGGGCGCAAGGGUACACCAAGAGAUUUGGUUUGGUAUAUGUAGACUACAAGAACGGUUUAACCCGUCACCCGAAAUCUUCUGCUUAUUGGUUCAUGAAGUUUCUGAAAGGUGAUGAAGAAAACAAAGGUAAAAAGGAUUGAAAAAACAGAUAAAGAAAAGGACAACCAAAGCUACUACUACAUUUACAUGAAUUGCGUUGUGAUGUUAUAGCUUUUUGUACCAAAUAGAUAUAUUAGUUGAUGAUGAUGGUAUAGAGGAGCUAUAUUACAAACCUACUGGCUUGGGCUACUCUUUGGUUUCAAACUCAUUUUCUGAUUAAAGUUUUCGAUCUUUUUACA
Molecule: messenger RNA, 1746 nt
Organism: Capsella rubella
Lineage: Eukaryota; Viridiplantae; Streptophyta; Magnoliopsida; Brassicales; Brassicaceae
Product: beta-glucosidase 42
Exons: 13
Coding region: 73-1548 (491 amino acids)
Biological process (GO): cellulose catabolic process
Molecular function (GO): beta-glucosidase activity
Source: RefSeq, a predicted model, not a curated record